AACAGUCCUAGCCCACGGAAAUUUGUAGAGAAAAUCGCAAUACAACAACAAAAGGAGGCUGAGGCUACAGCUGCCUUUGAUGAGAUUAUGAAAGAUGUAUCUAGGAUCACGAAAACUAACACUCAAAUACAGAAUGUAUCGCAUUUGUUCGACGAGUCACAGCAGAGUCGACAGGCAUUGGUGGAGCGAGUUCACAGAGGGCGCCAGAUGGUACGACAUCGUCCGUUCGAUAAACGACUUGACGUGUCUCCCUACCAUUUACAACCUCCAGACACUAGUUGGCGAAGAACACACUCCGAUUCUGCGAUUCACACAAGUGGCUUGAUGGCGCCGUCUAGCCAGUGCCAGCUGGCAGCGCCCCCUGCACAGAGACGAGUUGGAGAUUCGAUGAACAACCUGUACCCUAUGUUGUGGGAGCCACGCAAGCCUUACCAGUUCAUCUCACUACCGCCGCAGCCACGGUCCAAGUCAUGUGAAGUGCCUGGAAUAAACAUUUACGAGUACAACUCGGAGCACUCCUCCGAGCAGACGUCUCCCGUGAUGACUUCGUCGUUAUCCUACAUUCCCCUCUCUGCCGGCAGCUCCCUGCCCGAUCUCACCAACAUACAGUUACGUUCAUCGUCUUCAUCCUUCGUUGCUGAUCCCCCCAUCGCCGACGGUGGCGCCCCCCGUGAGCCGAUGCUGUGCUCGCUGGCGGCGCCGGCUGGGUUGCAGGCAGCAGGGUACGAGGGGAAGUGGCCCCAUGCCGGAUCCAUGGCAUACAGCAGGUCCCCAACUGGCUCUAACAGCCCCCUCUCCAGAAGUCCCACAGUGCCACGGAGGCAACAGUCACCGCAGCUGCCGGACAGCCCACAUAAUAAUGCUCAGUACACAAUCCCGAUGGACAUGACUCUGCACACGAUGGUCGGCAUCAUGGACCAGCAGGCGGCAGCACCGUUCUCUUACCCGCCGUCCACGCUCGAUGCGUCGCCGCGUGAUCUCACACCGUCGUCGCUGCGCGGGUCCUCGCCUCGCAUGAUGUCCUCCGCGUCCAUGCAGCAGCAGCAGCAGCAGCCGAUGUCGUACGGCAUGUCUCAGCCGGCGGUGAGCAUCGGCGCGGCGACGGGAGGCGGCUACGCUCCGUCUACGCACGGCAUGACGUUGCCGCUGUCGCGGUCCUACACACAGAAGAUGACACCGGGAGGGACAUACGCGCAGACAUCAUCGCCGGGGGUGAUGUAUGCACAGACGCCAUCGCCCGGGCCGACGUACGCACAAGCGGCGUUGCCGGGGCCGACAUAUUCACAGGUGGUGUCGCCAGGGGCAACAUAUUCACAGGCGGUGUCGCCAGGGGCAACGUAUUCGCAAGGUGGUGUGGAGGAAUUAACGUCGAAGCCUGGUGUAGUGCAGCAAGUUCACCCGCAGGUCAAUCAGACCCUAGGAACACCCCAACAGGCGGCGUCGAUGGCAUAUCGGAGCCCUCAGUCACCGGAGCAUUGCUGCAGCCCUGCACCACCGUCGCCUGCGGGUCCGUGCUCCCCCGCCCGUGGUGUGUCACCCGUAGGCUCACCCGGCUCACCCUACAGUGAGGCGUACGUUCUGAGUCCGCAGCUAGCGCGACAAACCAACGAUCUAGGACACCAGUUAGAGCAGUUCAACAUGGAGCAGACAUCUCGAUCAAAGCACCCUUCGUCGUCAUCGCAACACACGGGACAGUAUUCUCAGCCGCUCCAAGUGCUACAAAAUGGAUCUGUGAACUCGGUACGUGGAUGCACGAUGCAAUCCCAGAAUAACAACACCAUCCCUGACAUCAUUAUAGAUGACCUGGGAAAGGACCUUGGACAGGCGAUGGGACUCGUUGGUGCGUUUGACCCCGACUUUCUACCUAACCUUGAGGUCGAUCAGCUCGACCUUCAGAUGCUCACCGGUGAGAUGGACACUGUGGCUGAUACAACGACUGGAGCCAACGACUCGUUUCACGUCAACAGAUUGCAGUGAUAGAUCUCGGCACGCGCAGCGGGCUGUCAUUGACUGGCACGCCCGCCGCGGGGCUGUCAUCACUGACUGGCGCGCGCGCCGCGGGCUGUCAUCACUGACUGGCGCGCGCGCCGCGGGCUGUCAUCACUGACUGGCGCGCGCGCCGCGGGGCUGUCAUCACUGACUGGCGCGCCCGCCGCGGGCUGUCAUCACUGACUGGCGCGCCCGCCGCGGGGCUGUCAUCAUUGACUGGCACGCCCGCCGCGGGGCUGUCAUCACUGACUGGCACGCCCGCCGCGGGGCUGUCAUCACUGACUGGCACGCCCGCCGCGGGGCUGUCAUCAUUGACUGGCACGCCCGCCGCGGGGCUGUCAUUACUGACUGGCGCGCGCGCCGCGGGGCUGUCAUCACUGACUGGCAUGCCCGCCGCGGGCUGUCAUCACUGACUGGCAUAUGCCCAACCACACAAGGCCCCACGCCACGAUACGAACGGCAGCGACAGUGGAUGGUGGCUGCGCUUGCCUGGUCAGAGCGUGAGGUUCCUGAUGCCUGAUGGCAACAUGGUGCAAUAGCAAACGUGAUGCACUGUACAUGUGGCGGCGGGACUGAAUGGCAGACAAGAUGUGCGAUGGCAACAAGACGUGCAGUUAAGAAAAGCUAUGAGAUGGCAACCAGGCAGAAUAGCAAUAUGGUGUGUUCUUGUAAGUAGACGUGCACUCACAAGUAGGCAUGUCUUACGAGAGCAGAUGUGUAAUCUCACCAAGAUGUGCAAUGGCAAAAAGACAUCGAAUGGCAACAGCAUGUGUUGACAGCAAGACAUAAAGUUGGCAACAAGAUGUAUGAUGAUCACAAGUCAGAAUGGCAAGAAGGUGUGUGGUGGCCACGAGACGAAAUGGCAACAAGACGUAGAAUGGCAAGAAGAUGUAUUAUAGCCAUAAAUGUAGAAAGGCAAGAAGAUGUGUGAUAAUAACACGUGACACAACAGCAGUGAGAAGACAUGCGAUGUCAACAAAACCUACAAUGACAAUGAGGAGAUGCAAUGAGGAGAGGCACUGACAAAAUGAUUGGUGAACGCAACACGAACGUGUUGUUGCAGCAAGACAGCAGAGUUUACAGCGACUAGGAUGUGGUCUAAAUGAGCUACCUAACCCUGACAACACAGCAACGGUGAAGACGCCAGCUACAAACCACUACAACAAAGCCCCAGCUACAAACCACUACACUGCCUGCAGCCUAUGCAGCGCCAAUGACACAUGGGCGCUUCUCACGGCAUCGUCACGUGAGUUUGGAUUGGCGAGUGUCAAGAUACGUAGGGUGAAUGGGUCUGUUGCUAUAAUAGGCCGAGGAAAAAAGCUACAAUUGUCGUGCCACUGAUUGUAGUGCGUGGCGUCCAUGUUAUCAUGUAGUAAUGCUGCCAUUAUGGUUGCACUAUAGCGCAUAUUUGGAUUUUUGGAAUCGCCAUGUGCUCCAUACACCAGAGAACGUAUAUAGUUUGUUUGGAACUGAGCAAGGCUUGCAGGAUGUCUACUUGUGGUGAUACCUGUGUUGUGUUCUGACCCGUUGAUUUAUUUUGAACAUAGUGGUGCGUAAUGUGCUUCGGUUUGUAAUUAUAAACGUUUUUUAAUGAACAUAAAACAUGCCUAUAUUUACUCUAAUGUAUAAAGCGUCACAUGCACAUUUCGACUGUAGAUCGUAGAGCGUUUUAUACACGGGGAGGGGGGUCAAUUCAUGAGUGAAAAGAUGUUACUUUUGAUGAAAUAACGUGCAAUCAUGUGAAUAAGUAAAAAAGGCUAUUGUAUUUUCACAUUUCAAAAAUGUAAAAUGUGUUUUAAGGGGUUACUGUGUAAAAAAAAGUCUGUAUUCGUUGAGGAUUUAGUUGAAAGUCUGAGCAUUCACUUUUGGCGUGGAUAGUGAAGAUUUUAAAAUGUAGACAUUUUGUGAGAUAGAGAGAAGGAGAGAGGAAAGCGACAGAGCGAGAGCAAAAGAGAGAGAGAUAGAGAUAGACAGAGAGAGAGAUAGAGAUAGAAAGAGAGAUAGAGAUAGAAAGAGAGAGAGAGAGAAAGAGAGAGAGAGAUGUUAAAUACGUACCUUGUUAUGAAUUUAGAAUAUGGGGAAUUUGUUAACGUAAUGAUUCCAUGUUUAGUUCUCUUUCUGCUGUCGGGUCAUCAGCACAUAGGUUCUUUUCUUUGUUAAUGAAGUGUGAAUGAUGUAACAUAUAUCUGGAUCUAGCAUGAAAUUGGUCGCUCUGUUAAAUCGGGACAUCCUAAAUAUCGUAUUAUGUGGUAACUUGAACGACUCUCGCUAAUGUUACCCUGAAUGUAAACUUCAUUAAAGAAAUUUAUACUAAAUAUCUACCUAAGUUUGUUUGUCGUGUCGUGCUAGCCCGAUUAAAAUGUUGUAUGAUUGACCUAUCCGCCUAGCAUGAUUGACAGGCAGCUUUAGCCAGUUGUUGUUAUGCUAGGACGUUUUAAAAGACAAUACUUAGCAACGAAGAGUUGUAAGGUGAAUAAUUUGGCGUGUCUGCGUGAAGAACGUCUAAAGUCGGUCUAGCUUGACAGACCCGUUAACGAUGUGUAAGCGGGGUGAUGGUAUCUCACUCAGUCUGAUGGGUAUAAAUACUGGUUCACAGUACUGCUAUUAUAAGAUCAUGUAAGUGUAGUCUAUGUGAAGUAUGCCUGGUAUUGCCUCACAUUAACAUUGUGAGAUAUUUAUCUUUUUGUUUGAUUGGCAAAGGAAAGAUUUUGCCCAAAAAUUGCUCUACAUCUCACGCUCAUGUUAACAUCUGCCAAUCAUUACGUAUGCGCCCAUUGUCGAACCGACUCUGCUUUUCACGGGCAAUUAUCUGUGCGAUCACAUGCUUGCAUACCGGGAGUGCGUGGCAUUAGCAUGCUAAUUUCGCAUCAUAUAUACACACAGCCGAUUACUCGUACGACGGAGAAGCGAUACAAACCCGGUAUGCCGCGACUCGCUAUAGUAUAAAAGGCUGACAGUGUUUCACCUGAGAGUAUAUGUCAUGCGCCUCGGGGCCAUGUUGUCAGAUGUAUUGCACUACAAACGCGCCUGCUAUCAGAAUUUUUUUAAAUUUCCUACCGAUGUUUCUUAUUGUUAUUAGCAAAUAUGGAUUAUUAAGCUCAUGAUAGAUUUAGCAUGUCUAACCACGGAAUAAGCCAGAUACGACUGCACUGUUAUUGUAUAGCGUCAUGUCAGUGCAAUCGUAAUGCUGCAGCAGUUACUUAAUCUCAUAGGGUCUAUGUCCCCCAGUGUACUGCCGGAACGUACCCUGGGUACGAUCCGGUAUACCGGAACAUAC
This is a messenger RNA of Priapulus caudatus, 5266 nucleotides long. Its product is annotated as CREB-regulated transcription coactivator 1-like. Gene Ontology annotation, cellular component: cytoplasm; nucleus. Gene Ontology annotation, molecular function: cAMP response element binding protein binding. The transcript has 13 exons. The coding region runs from base 88 to 1977 and encodes 629 amino acids. Gene Ontology annotation, biological process: positive regulation of transcription by RNA polymerase II. Lineage: Eukaryota; Metazoa; Priapulida; Priapulimorpha; Priapulimorphida; Priapulidae. The record is from RefSeq and is a predicted model, not a curated record.